GCAGGCGUAAACCACGUACACCGAUCGCCGCUGUUUGUGCUAAAUGCUAGCGGCUUGGCUGACGGUCUGUCAAGUCAUACAUAUUGGGCUCGGUAGGGAAAGCUCAGCGGUGGAGAAGAAGGAGUACCCCAGCGCCGCUAAGAAAUGGCCGGCCAACAGUUCCAGUAUGAUGACAGCGGCAACACGUUUUUCUACUUCCUAACGUCCUUCGUUGGACUUAUUGUGAUCCCAGCCACAUAUUACCUCUGGCCCAGAGACCAGAAUGCUGAGCAACUGCGUCUGAAGAGCUUGAGGAGGGUCCAUGGCAGGUGUCUAUGGUACCGCCUGAGGUUGAUGAAAUCACAGCAGAGCAUUGUCCCGACGUUAAAAAAAGCCGCCCUGUUAUUUGGCUGGGUUGUGUUUCUGCUCCUAGCCUACAAAGUGUCCAAGCUAGACAGAGAGUACCAGGAGUACAAUCCUUAUGAAGUCCUCCACCUGGACCCGGGUGCGACAACGUCGGAGAUCAAGAAACAGUACCAUCUCCUGUCGAAGAAGUUUCACCCUGACAAGGGUGGCGACGAAGCCGCCUUCAUGAUGAUCACCAAGGCCUACGCUGCCCUGACCAACGAACAGACGAAGAAGAACUGGGAGUUGUACGGCGACCCAGAUGGUCCAAGAGCCACCAAUUUUGGAAUCGCCCUGCCUGCAUGGAUUGUGGACCAAAAGAACUCUAUGCUGGUGCUCUUGGUUUACGGACUCGCCUUCAUGGUCAUCCUUCCCGUGGUCGUGGGCACAUGGUGGUACCGCUCCAUCCGCUACAGCGGCGACCAGAUCCUCAUCAACACCACGCAGCUCUUCAUGCACUUUAUGUACAAGACCCCCAACAUGAACAUGAAGCGGUUAGCCAUGGUGCUAACGGCAGCAUUUGAGUUCGACCCUCGCAGCAAUAAAGAAGCCACCAUACGACCGACGGACAACAUCGAGGUGCCCCAGCUGAUCAGGGAACUGGGGAACAUCAACGUGAAGAAGAAGGAGCCCCCGUUCUGCUACCCCUACAGCCUGAAGGCCAGGGUUCUGGUUCUGGCCCACCUGUCACGCAUGGAGAUCUCUGAGGACCUGGAAGAGGACCAGAGGUUUGCGGUGCGGAAGAGCCCCGCUCUGCUCCAGGAGAUGGUCAACGUGGGCUGCCAACUCACAAUGAUGGCCAACAGCAGAGGGGGCUUCCACGCUCCCCGGCUGGUGUCCAUAGAGAACUGCAUGAAGCUGACCCAGAUGAUCGUGCAGGGCCUGCAGGAGACCAAGUCUCCUCUCCUUCAGCUGCCUCACUUUGACGAGGAGCACCUCCGCUACUGCGUCUCAAAGAAGUACAAGGUGCGGAGCCUGCAGGACCUGGUGAGUCUGAAGGACUCGGAGAGACGCAGCAUGCUGCGCUUCCUGGUCGAGGAGAAGUACGACGAGGUCAUCUCCGUGCUGGGGAGCUUCCCUCACAUCGCCAUGGAAACCAAACUGCAAGUUCUUGACGAUGAAGACAGCAACAACAUCACGGCAGGCUCCAUCGUGACAGUUACCGUCACCCUCACUAGGAAAAGAAUGGCGGAGGUGUUUGAGAAGGAGCAGGACGGUAGCCCGUGUCCCGGGGAGGAGGGGGCCAACACAGAGGAAGGGGCCGACGCCAGUAAAGCCAAGACCAAAGUCUGGCAGAACAACAAGAAGCAGGCCACAAAGAAGUCCAAGAAGAAGAAGCUCACCAAGAAGAAAGCCCCCGCAGCGGCGGCCACCGUUGCUGCUGCCGCCGCCGCCGCCGCCACCGCCGCCGCGGUCGCCGCAGUCGCCGCCGCGGCCACCACCACCGCCCCCGCAUCCUCAAAAACCAAGCAGGCCAACGGCAGCGUGGCAGGAGGCGAUGCCGUGGCGGUCCCCAAGGAGGACGAUGAGGAGGGCUCGGACAAGGGCAGCGAGUCGGAUGAGGCAGAGGCCAAUAAGGACUCGCCCAGCGAGCGGGACGAAGAGAGCGACAAGCAGAGCGACACGGAGGUGGACGAGAUCGCCGGCGACGACGAGGAGGAGUGGGAGGCUCUGCAGCAGAGCAUCCAGCGGCGGGAGAAGGCCCUGCUGGAGACCAAGUCCAAGGUCACCCACCCGGUGUACAGCCUGUACUACCCCGACGAGAAGCAGGAGUGGUGGUGGCUCUACAUCGCCGACCGCCGCGACCAGGCGCUCGUCUCCAUGCCCUACCACGUGUGCACGCUCAAAGACACAGAGGAGGUGGAACUGAAGUUUCCAGCCCCAUCAAAAACAGGCAACUACCAAUAUUCAGUCAUCCUGCGUUCAGACUCCUACCUGGGCUUGGACCAGAUCAAACCGCUAAAGCUGGAGGUGCACGAGGCCAAGGCGGUGCUGGACAACCACCCACAGUGGGACAUCCCGGAGACCGAGGAGGAAGACGAAGAGCAGGAGGACAGCGACGGCAUCGAGGAGAGCGAGGACGACGACGAGGACAACGACUGAAGGCGCACCGCCGCCCUUUGUACACACCGACGUGUGCGUGCACGCCCACCACACACGCGUAUACACAUGCCUACACAUGCCCUCUAAAGACGCAAACUCACACGCAUCGACAAACACAUGAACACGCACACGCAGUUGGCUUCCCCCCCCUCCCCCCCCCCCCCCCCCCCAGCAGCUGGUUUUUGAAGAGCUGUGACAUCGCCACAGCGACGGGAUGUCACCAACAGUCAGUCCACCCCCUUCCCCUUCCAAAACCACACACACGCACGCACACACACGCAGUGUCAUGGACUGUUACGUCCCCCGUCCCCCCCACCACAAUCCCACCUGCAUAACCGCUUUCUUACCGAGACCUCAGAGAGACUCGUUCAGCCAAUUUCCGUUGCCAACGGAGAUAUGUGAAUUGUGUGUGUGUGUGUGUGUGUGUGUGUGUGUGUGUGUGUGUGUGUGUGUGUGUGUGUGUGUGUGUGUGUGUGUGUGUGUGUGUGUGUGUGUGUGUGUGUGUGUGUGUGUGUGUGUGUGUGUGUGUGUGACAAUUUGUACAGGUAUGAAAGUUUGACACACUGUGGACUGGAGGACCUAUUAUCUGGGCAACUAGUUUUCAUUUUUUUUGUGUGUGGGGGGGGGGAGGUAAUUUGGAGAGUGAUAUAAAAGGAGACAAAAAAAAAAACACGUUGGGUUCCUCCAUGUUGAAAUCAUUCACUUCCUCCCCCCACCUCCUCGCUCGUGUUUGCCUCCUAUAGCUGCAGCAUCACACGACACAACACGUCUCCCCCCCCUGUGAUGUUCCAACCCACCCCCCCUCCCCUGCCCACGUGCAACAUCCUCUAGCCGCUGCCCGUGGUGAGCCCCAGCUCACCGGGGGCCCCCCUAGACGCCUCCAGCAGAGAGCCCAGAUGGCGGGGGUCAACGCCCACGUUGACCCCCACCUCCAGCAGAGAGCCAAGAUGGCGGCGUUCCGAUCUGCUGCUCCGGCUCCGGCCUCCUCUACACUCCGCGGCCUGUUAAGACACAACUUCACCCUUUUUAAUUUGUAUUUGAAGAAAAAAAAAAAAAAAAAGAAAAAAAAAAAAACGAAUUGAAUAACGAAUUGACAAAUGCGGUUGACGAAGCGGGGGGAGGAGAGUGGCCGCAGGGGGGGGGGGGCGGAGGCGAUCAGUGUUUAAUUUUGGCCGUGUCGCUACCAGUGGUGUACCUUGUUGUCCGUGCGCUACACCAGGGGUUCUCGAUCGCCACCGUAGUUCGCAGACCCUCUAGGGGGUUUCGGGGCGUAUGGGAGGAACCUGUUUGUAUUUGAUUAUACUGACUGCUCGAUUCGGAGAAGUGUCUUUUGCUUUCCUGUUUUUUUUUUUUUUUUAACAGUCGUAGCACAUUCCAGUGUAUUCUCAUUGUCCAAAACGGCCUUAUGAAUCCUACCGUACACCACGAUAUUAUAGACACUUCUUGGAGGCUAUGCACCAUUUUUUUUUUUUGGGGAGCAAUUGUUUAUUGUAUGUUUUUUGUUAGUCUAUUUUUUUUGUUCAAACUUUUUUGUAGCUUUCAGUAAAAAACAACAACAAUAUUUCUAUAAGUGUUUCUCAUGUAUCCUUGGCAAACAUAGCAGCUAAUGCUAAUAAGUGUCUGUAUUUCUGUUAUAUUUUUGGGCUCAAACAGGGUUUGUGAAAUGUUACCGUAUCAAGUCACUCAACGCUCAUUCUACUUGGAAUACUCAGCGCCUUGACUUUCAUUUAGAAUCUGGUUUCUGUUCUUGUCACUGGACAACUGUUAGGUUACCUGGGAGGUUUGCCCAACCUCCUAGUAUUAGUUUAAGGUUCAGCCUAUGCUUCCUUCAUGGUCAAAGGAGAACUUGGGGAUUUUUCAACCUGGACCCUAUUUUCCGAACAUUUUAGGUCCAAGGUAAUGCUCACCAAAAUAUUUUGAAUUGGUCCAGCAUUGAGCAAAAACAAUAUAGCUGCGGUUCCCUCGAAGCUGAACUAAUUGCAAAUAAUAUUGUUCGCAUUAGGCCCUUGAGGCUAAAAUUAUCUGAAAUAUAUGGUCAAGAGUGAAAAUUCCCAAAGGUCUCCUUUAACACCCAGGCAUUGUUCACUUCCGUUAAACUCCGAUCUCGGUUCAACUCGCUGAAUCAAGUAGACCCAACAGUUACUUGUCUUUUUUAAUUUUACCAGCAUUUUAUUUUUGUCAAACUGGAUUCAGCAGCAGAAACACACAAAAGCAAAUUGCACAGCAUUGCUGACUCUUAUUAGGACUAACUUGUAGUUCUGUUUUGCGGAAAGAAACCCCGUCUUUCCCAUCUGCGUCCGCACUGCAGGAGUAUGUUUUGUAUCGCUUCACGUCGUCGUGCGCUGUGUGCGUGUGGGAGAGAGGGAGAGAAAAACGUUUGGACUAUCGGGGUGCAUGUACUACUAUGACUACUAGCACCAUAUGGACACACUGCGCACAAAACCCCCCCCGUUCUGUGACCGUGUGACACUACCGUCGUCAAAGGGGUUCACCUGAGUAUUUGUAUCUCUCUGCAGCAGAAUGUAGCAUGAGCGGUGGGGGGCUCUGUGUCGAAAAUAACUGCAGAGAGAUGUAAAUACGAGACGCCCCCCCCCCCCCCCCCCCACCAUACCCUCACACGACAGACCAGGACUGGAGAAUAAGGACCCUUUGUGGCCCCGUUUGGGACAAAACUACUACCCCCCCCCCCCCCUGGUGAUUCUCUGCCACUUUUGUUUACAAAGGAACUGUCAUUGUAAAU
Molecule: messenger RNA, 5227 nt
Organism: Gadus chalcogrammus (walleye pollock)
Lineage: Eukaryota; Metazoa; Chordata; Actinopteri; Gadiformes; Gadidae
Gene: sec63
Product: SEC63 homolog, protein translocation regulator
Exons: 20
Coding region: 145-2487 (780 amino acids)
Biological process (GO): SRP-dependent cotranslational protein targeting to membrane; post-translational protein targeting to endoplasmic reticulum membrane
Cellular component (GO): Sec62/Sec63 complex
Molecular function (GO): RNA binding; transmembrane protein transporter activity
Source: RefSeq, a predicted model, not a curated record